UGGUCGGCAACACUGUCAAUAUUGAUAGUGUCACUUGUCUUUCUUCAGCGUCCCCGCUGUAAAGCUGCCAUUUUGCCCUGGUAUUCAUUUUGUUCUUGUUCCCGAUCGAAAAAGUGACAACAAACGUUAAUCUACAAUAUUUGCAAAUAUUAUUUCAUUUUCCUCUUUACUCAAGGAUUAAUAGGCAUAUUUCAAAAACUAAAUAUGACUAUUGGAGGAAGUAUAAAUAAGUCAUACCUCAGCAAAAAUAAGAAUACCUAUCCACCUCAAGGAGUUCGUUGCCAAAAAUGCCUGGAGUAUGGCCACUGGAGUUAUGAAUUUCAAGUAAAACGAAAAUAUUUACACAGAUCAUCAAGAACACAACAGCUCAAAAAUCGUAUAAAAGCUGAAGAGGAAGGAAAAACUGAUGUUCCUGUGGGAGCUGAUGAGCAAAUAAAUGAGAAAGAGAAGGAUUCUAGUGGCUACGACAGUUCAGACAGUAGUUCUGAUAGUUCCAGUGAUUCUAGUUCUAGUAGCUCAAGUGAAUCUACAUGCAGCUGUAGUUCAUCUUCAGAAGAUGAAGAUUAAUAGUUUACACUGGUUUUUAAAAAAAUUGUGAUACAUAUUAUACUGUAUUGAAUCAUCCUAAAUUAAAUAGUGUUUCAGCCUUUUUACAUACAUCGUUCAAUUUUUUAUUGACCUAAAUAAUAAAAGUUAACAUAGCC
Molecule: messenger RNA, 704 nt
Organism: Acanthoscelides obtectus
Lineage: Eukaryota; Metazoa; Arthropoda; Insecta; Coleoptera; Chrysomelidae
Source: the annotation of a GenBank genome assembly